AUGGAAGGAGGUGAGUGAAGAGCUUGACAGUCAAUGAAAGGUUUGACAAAUUAAAUGGAGCUUAACUAAAGCUCUGCCCUUUCUCGACUUUUGUCAUCCUGCAUCUCAUACAAAAGGAAAAGUAUGAACUACUUUAUCUAUGUAUAACUAUGUAAGGAAAAGUUUGGGGUUUUUUAAAGAAAGAAAAUGAGCUGCCCAGGGGAUUUACAUUCAACAAAAAAGAGAAAACAAGCGACAUUUGAGUUGUGGGAAUUCAAAGAGAAUUAAAGUGAAUUUUAAAAUUCAGACCAAAAUAAUAAAUUUUCCUGCAAGCUGACGUUUCACUGAAUUUAAUCACAAUAAAUCAUAUUCCACCUUCGUCAAGCUGAACAUAUUUCCAACAUCGUCGUUGCUACCUACAUAUAGCAAGUCAUUACUUAGCUCCCGCAGCUCUCCUUUUCUUUACUGAACAGAUACUCCCAAAAUGUUUUUGAAAUAUAUGGCACCCCGUUGUUAAACUAAUGCUAGCCAUUGCUUAACACUUUCCUCCCUGUAAUUAUACAAAUCUAAUAUUACAGGAUAUAAAAUGCUAAGAUUGAAGAAAGAGGGCUUUUCCUAUGAUUAAAGAGGAACUGAAACAGUUAUUGGUGAAUCUAGAGGGAUCCAUUAAAUAUGCCAAUUUUUUAGCAAAACAUUUGGAAUGUGGAAUGUAAUUGUAUUAACUCCCAAUGCUAUUACAGAGCUGUUUCUAGUGAUACAAUAUAUAAUGUCUCUAUUUAAACAUACUAAACAUAGAAACAUAGAAACAUAGAAUGUGACGGCAGAUAAGAACCAUUCGGCCCAUCUAGUCUGCCCAAUUUUCUAAAUACUUUCAUUAGUCCCUGGCCUUAUCUUAUAGUUAGGAUAGCCUUAUGCCUAUCACACGCAUGCUUAACCCCUUAAGGUCCAAACUUCUGGAAUAAAAGGGGUUCAUGACAUGUCACACAUGUCAUGUGUCCUUAAGGGGUUAAACUCCUUUACUGUGUUAAAAAUAAAAUAACUCUCAUUUAUUUCUGAGAUUUAAUUUUGGUUUACAUUGUAGAAUAUUCUAUGUUGUUGAAAUUUUUUGUACAGGCAUUUCAUUGAGACAAAAAAAUCCUUGAUUUACAGAGUAACUUUCCAGAAUGAAAAUAUUACAAGUUUUACAAUAUUUUAUAAAAUGUUUAUUUAUAUGUUUCUAAAUAUUUAUUUGUUCAGGUGACAAGGGAGAUCCCGGGGUACCUGCCCCUGGAAGUAAGUAUCACAUCUUGAAGCCCAUGGAGCAGCAGAGCUAGGUGAAAUGGGCCUUGACAGAGCUAGGAGGCAGGCAUAUGGAAGAAGGGGUGAUUUGAUUGGAGGAUUCAGGGCCGGACUGGGGAUACGAAGCAGCCCUGGAAAAAAAUCUAUGCCAGCCCCAUAAGUCAUUGUGCUAUGUAGGGUGUAUAUAUAUAUACACACACACACAUAUAUAUACACAAUUGAAAUAGUUGGCUGCACUCUCGGAUUUCCUGAAAAUGUAACUUUUAUUGAAAUAUUUAAGAGAAGAUCAAUGUUUCAGUCCCUCUUGUGGACUUUCGUCAGGAUCAUGACGAAAGUCCACAAGAGGGACUGAAACGUUGAUCUUCUCUUAAAUAUUUCAAUAAAAGUUACAUUUUCAGGAAAUCCGAGAGUGCAGCCAACUAUUUCAAUUGCCUAUAUAUAUAAAUAUAGGCAAUUUAAAUAGUUGGCUGCACACUCAUGCUUACUACAGACAAGCUCACUGUACACACAUGCUCACCACAGACAGGCUCCGACACACCCAUGCUCCUUACAGACAAGCUCACUAACACACACACACAUAUGAUCCCUACAGACAAGCUCACUGACACACAUACAAGCUCACUCACUAGCAGGCACACACACACACACAAACUCACUAGCAGGCACACACACACAGAGGCAGACAGUCACUGACACCCAGGCAGACAGCCACACACACACACACUGGCAGACAGUCAUUGACACCGAUGCAAACACCCACACAUAUAAAGACAGGCAGACAGCCACACACAUACACAGACAGACAGCCACACACUCACACACAGGCAGACAGUCACACACACACAUGCAGACAGUCACACACAGACAGUCACACGCAGACCAGACAGUCACACACUCACACAGACAGUCACACAUUCACACAGGCAGUCACACACAGACAGUCACACACUCACACAGACAGUCACACACUUACACACUCACAUUCAGUCACACAGAGACAGUCACACACUCACAGGCAGUCACACACUCACACAGAGACAGUCACACACUCACACACAGUCACACACUCACACACUCACAGGCAGUCACACACAGACAGUCACACACUCACACAGAGACAGUCACACACUCACACACAGUCACACACUCACAGGCAGUCACACAGAGACAGUCACACACUCACAAGCAGGCACACACUCACACAGAGACAGUCACACACUCACACAGACAGUCACACACUCACACACUCACAGGCAGUCACACAGAGACAGUCACACACUCACAGGCAGUCACACAGAGACAGUCACACACUCACACAGAGACAGUCACACACUCACAGGCAGUCACACACUCACACAGACAGUCACACACUCACACGGUCACAUCACAGACAGUCACUCACACUCACACGAGAGUCACACACAGACACUCACAGGCAGUCGCACAGACAGUCACACACUCACAGACAGUCACACACUCACACAGUCACACACAGACAGUCACACACUCACAGGCAGUCACACAGAGACAGUCACACACUCACACUCACACACUGACCUCCUUCUUACCUCCUGCUUGGAGCUCCUGGAGGCCGGUUGUUGGGGAAGCAGGGACUCCUUCCUGCUUCCCAUGCUGCAGUCAGCCGGGCCCUGCCGUAGGUAAGCCCCGCCCCUGCCGCACGCUAAGCCCCGCCCUGUCACACUAAGCUCCGCCCCCGACACACAUUUUAUUUUUAUUUUUAUGAAAGGCCGUGUGUGAGAGCUGUGCCGGCCAGCUCCCCCUGCUCCCAUGGGGCUCUGUGCGGCCAGAGCUGUCAGCCUAAUGAUUAGGGCUGUCAGACCGGCCCCAGGUGCCGCGGCCCACCGGGAAAUUUCCCGGUAUCCCGGUGGGCCAGUCCGGCCCUGGGAGGAUUGCAAGUAAGGGGUGUGGCUUAGGACUCAUAUAAAUAAGGAACAUUUAAAGUUUGGGAUUCAUUUUAAAUUGAAAUAAUUCUUACCUUCUGGUAGCUGUCCCACCCACCCUCCCUAGUUUUGGAAUUGGUAAUGGUUGGUUAUUUUCUCUCCUGUUUGGUCACAGCGGCUGGGGAUGGAUAGGAUAAUUGGGGGGUAGGUCAGCUUUGGUAGGUGGAAUAGGUCAGAAUAUUUCGUUUGGAUUUGGUGGUAGGUUCGAGCUUGUCAGUAGCACAGAAUCUGGGGGUAUAGGGGUGUCUCAGUAUGCCCCUACAGUGGAAAAUCGAUGCCCUUGGUGGCUGGUACAAUGGUGUAGGGGUGUCUUGGUUUGCCCCUACAAUUGGUAAUGGAAGCCCUUGGUGGCUGUGAUAAUGGUUUAUGUUAUUUAUAUGUUAUACGAUUGUUAUACGAUUGUAUGGGUGUAUUCUGUUAUAUCUUGUUUAGGUCAUUGUCAUGGUAUAGUCAUGUUAAAAAUGGUGGAUGAUGUGAUGUAAUAUUAAAUGUUUGGUGACAAUGAUCUUAUUAAAUUAUUAAAUAAUUAUAUAUAUAUAUAAUAAAGCCGUGGAAUAAUUUUGCCAAAAAAUUAUUGUGUCUGUGUUUCUUUAAUGGAGGUUUAAUGGGUAACAUCUAGAAUAUGCCAGGAGGAUGACGAUGCGCAUAUCAUGUAAAUAAUUAGAAAUCCAUUUAAUUAUACAGUAAAACUGACUAGGAAAUGGCCUCUUUAAGUUUAAAGUAAUUAUUUGUUGCAUUAAUUAUAAUCAGAGACAGUGUAUAUUAUAUAAAUAUAUGAUUUGAUGCGUGUAAGACUCAGUUGCCAAUAAUUCAGAGAUAAUAUAUAAUAAUAUGGAAGGGGCAGGUUAGAUUGGCUAAUUGUCCAUAUUUGCCAUAUAACCUGCUCCCUGCGACCAACGAUAAACUGAAUUCCCCGAUCACGGACCAUCUAUGAGAACAAGGUCACUCAAACAGAGAGCAGAACAUUUACCAUUGCUUGGAACGUAUUGAGUUAACUACUAACCAUUCACAUGUAAUUAGGUUUUCCAGAGAAGGAUGGAUGGGUCGGUGGAUUUUUUCUGAGAUUGGAAUUCCUACAAGCGAGGGUUUGGCCACCAAGCCAGCGAGUUCUGGUUGGGGAACGAUCAUAUUCACCAACUUACGUCCACAGGUAAUAUUCAUGUUUCCUACUGCAAGACACCACUGUGGUUCUGUGCACAAUCCCCACCUUUUCACUACCAAGUACUUUUUUUUCCUUACAAAAAAUAUAGCAUAACAUGUAUCAGAAACCUGAGAUGAAUAGUUAGCACACUGGCGUAAUUAGAAUAGUUAGAGAACUAGUACGUAUUAUUUCUCUCUAUGGACAAACAGUUAUAGGCUGUGAGCGUCAACUUACUCCGUCAGCUUCUCAGCUCCCUUGUACUCCAGUGUCAUAGUUAGGAAGUUGGGAGACUGAGGUACUUGAUGUAAGUUCCCCAAACUUGGGGUUAGACUAUCCACAGGGCCCACCCAUGAGUGAGUCCACCCACAAAGAUGCAGGGUAUGUAUGUGGAGUUAAGAUGAGUGGAGUGAGAGUGAGAGAGAGUGUGUGUGUGUGUGUGUGUGUGUGUGUGUUCCUUUAAAUAUGAUUUCAUGAGUUAGCAUUUGUUUUACUUUUUAAAUUAACCCAUGUAUAAACGGGAACUCAGAGGGAAUGGGAUAUUGAUAUCCAAAAAUAUAAUUAGGGAGUUGUUACAAUUUAAAAUACCAGCUCAUUUGCAGAAUUGUUCCAAGGUGUUUUUUUUAAACCUAAAUAUUCAAAAUCAGUCUUUGAUACCCAACUUCACUGCUAAGAAAAUAUCCAUAAAUCUAAUUUCAGACUUUGUGUCACUUACCUUCCUCUAAAAUCAAACAGAAUAUAACUCCUCCUGGCAGACACCCGAACAGAUACAUAAACAAACCUCGACCGUGUCCGUCAGUAUGUGAUUGUACUCAGUGCGUUAUUCCAUGUUUACCUUCUAUGGAUUCUUUAUAAACCAUGCUGUUUUUCCACCGCUGCACGUAGUAAAUAAUUAUUUACUUUUCUGAUAGGAACAUACGACCUCCGCUUCGAUUUCAUGGACUUUGAAAACAACAGAACUUACGCCACAUACAGCAACUUCAAAAUCGCAGGGGAGAAUCUGAAUUACACUCUGAGUUUGGGGUCAUUCACUGGAGGGACUGCAGGUAUGACAGGUGCUGGUUGACUGUAUAUUGUGACCCUCUGUUAUCCAUAUAUUUAAAGAGACACUGUCACCAUUAGGGGAUUUUGCAAUUACCCCGAUUGUAACAUCUCCGCUGGGGGUUCAGUGGCUCUGGAGGCAGGUAAGUGUGAGCUUACGUACCUGAAACUAUCUCUCGCGGGUGCUGCCAUCUUUCUUAUACUGCUCUUCUUCAUUUCCUGGCUCUGUAGUAUCAGGUGCCGACGUCACUGCUCUCACAGCAUUGCAGCUAAGGAGGAUCCUGCAAGACCUCGGAUUCCUCCAUUGACACAGUCAAUUCUCUGCAGCCAUCACUGGAGACGGCUGUCGGUAUUGACUUUUAGACUCCGCGUUGAGUCUAAAAAAAAAAGUCAGAUGUAGGAAAUACACAGAGACGAAGUAGUCCUUAUUUUGUCUCUGUAUAUCUCUUGACUGGAUUGGAAUUUCAGUGAAAUUCUAAAACAAUCAAAAUGAGUUUUUCAUAAAGAUUAUAUCUUUAUGAAAUACAAUUUUUUUGUCAUAGGCGGUGACAGUGCCACUUUAAAUGGUCUAUUGGAUAUUAUUCCUGUAGUUCCCAAAAUAUCCUCUGGGUAUCAGAAAACAUAUUAUACGUUUCUUUUCUACUCUUGCUAUGUCUCUGAUUUCAUUGGGGAGUAAUGCACUAAAUAAUGAGUUAUACAGAAUUGAUAAUGGAUUUGCAAUUUCUUUCACAAAAGUGUGAAAUUGAAAGAUUUUUAAGAAUUUUGUAGCUCAAGUAUACGUUCACCUUGAUUGUUAUAAAUUACCAGAUUUAUCCAAUAAACCCCCCAUGUCUAAUCCUCAAAAUAUUAUUAGUUUCUCUCAUAGAAUAAGAAACUGGCAUCUUUAUACCAGAUAUUUAUAUAUAUAUAUCUCAAAUACAGAUUAUAAAUAAAGAUAUAAUUAAUGGUCACAUCUAAUUGUCCAGUUACCUCAUGGCCAGGUAAAUAUAAUCAGAUAACUGAGCACUAAAACUGAUAGAUGAUGAAUAUCCUCGGUCUAACGAGUUUCCCAGAGAGUAAAGAGCUGUAUUACUUGUUUCUUGGCCUGUGAAAACAUUUAGAAAUAGAGCAAAACUGAUAUAUAAAAGUGUAUUGUGUGUCUCCAAUAAACAUUUUUGAUCUUUGUAAAAAAAAAAAAAAAAAAGUGUAUUGUGUAGAAAUCGCAUUAAUAAUAAUUAGACAAUAGAAGCUCAAAACACUCGCGUGGGGUUAACCUUACGCCCCUCGCCAGGACAAUCAACAGUAUGUGUAUAAGUGAAAACCCCUAUAAAUAGUGAAGCGAUGACAACGGGGUGUAUCUUAACAAAAUUUAUGUAUGUUUAAUUAGACAAAAUAUAGUGCAGAUGGUUUAGUAUCUACAAAAUAACUAGAACAUUUAGAAAUAUUUACACAAAGUAAUAUAGAAUCCACAAUAUUUACAUUUGAUAUAGAGGAUCUCUGUUUAUGUUAAGCGUUUAUACACAUAUCACUGGAUAGUUUGUGUAUUUAAGGGACUGCACUAGUUUUUUAAACAUCGUCUUCUCUUCCAUUUACAGGUGACUCAUUGAAUAUUCAUAAAAACACACCAUUUUCUACCAAAGAUAGAGAUAAUGACCGUCAUAAAACGAUUAGCUGUGCCAAUAGUUACAGUGGUGCCUGGUGGUAUACUGACUGUCAUCAUUCAAACCUGAACGGACUGUAUCUGCGGGGAACUCACAAAAGUGCUGCCAACGGGGUAAACUGGAAGACCGGCCGUGGUCACAAUUACUCAUAUAAGAUAUCAGAAAUGAAGAUCCGACCUCAGUCUAACUAACUGCUCUCUGGUUGUCACUGUAUACGUGGAGGAAACAAUGUAUUAGAAUGGGCAAAUAAAAAUGCCCCAUAUCAAAUAUUGAUUGUAACCAGGCAAAAGAUUUGUGAAUUCAACUGAAGAUCAGUCAUGUAAAAGUUUGGUAAUACAGUCUUUCUCCGUAUCCUGAUGUGUUAUUUUUUUAAAUCCUUUCAUUGGUUUGAAAAUUAUAGACAUUAUAAACAUUACAAUUGUGAAUAAAAUCACAUGUGGAAAUGUGACAGAUUGUACAUCAAUCAGAAUAAAACAAGAAAAAUAAUAUAUUAAUUGGGUAUUAUUGUCUACCUGCUCUCAGGUUAUUAUUAACACAUUCCGUAGAGCUUUACAAUUAUAGAAAGUGGAUAUCUAGAGGUGAAGAAGGCCCUGCUCAAACAAUCUCAUUAUCUUUGAGUAUUUGAGGUAAACAGACAGUUAGGUGCAAUGGCAGAACUACGCGGGAGAGACAGGUGGUGAUCGAGAUACCACCAGAUGGCGGCCUAGGACUGCUGCAGCCCUGGGAAUUAUUCCUAUUAUUAUUAUUAUUAUUUUACACUUAUCAAAACUCCCCCCCCCCACCAAUUACACCCUUACUAUACAAUAGCCAUGCAUCGACCUUGGAUUCCCGCCAGGGCUGAGAGGCGGCCCCAGGGCCUGGGACGAGGCAUUGACCCCACUAUCGCCAACUCUAUUGUGCCGCUGGUGGAUCAGGAGUGAGGAUCGGAGACCCAUAUGUGAAAUACACCAUUUAAAGGAUGCUGUUAUUGCGCAUGGUGCAGUUCAAGGACUUAAAAUAAAUAUUUCAAAGUUUUUUAAUAUAUUUGGUUGCACACCAACUUUUGGGUUUACUGUGUAAUGUGUAUCUAUGUGUCAGUGUGUAUCUCUGUGUGUGUGUGUGUGUGUGUAUCUGUGUGCCAGUGUAUGUAUCUAUGUGUGUAUGUGUAUGUGUGUGUGUGUGUGUAUCUCUGUGUCAUUGUGUAUGUGUAUGUGUAUAUGUAUCUGUGUCAGUGUGUAUGGGUAUAUGUGUGCCAAUGUGUAUCUGUGUGUGCAUGUGUAUCUGUGUGUGUGUGUGUGUGUGUGUGUGUGUAUGUGUUUCUGUGUGUCAGUGUAUGUAUAUCUUUGUGGAUGUGUAUGUGUGUGUCAGUAUGUAUCUGCAUAUGUAUGUGUAUCUCUGUGUCAGUGUGUAUCUGUCUGUGUAUGUAUCAGGGUGUAACUAUGUAUCUGUGUGUCUGUAUGUAUCUGUGUGUCUGUAUGUAUCUGGGUCUCAGUGGGUAUCUGUGUUUGUGUGUAUGUGUGUCUUGGUGUCAGUGUCUGUCUGUGUGUGUGUGUGUGUGUAUGUGUGUGUAUCUCCUACUGUGUAUGUCUGUGUGUCAAGGUGUGUGCAUAUGUGUCUUUCUAUGUGUAUGUAUGUGUCAGUGUGUAUAUCAAGGUAUGUAUUUGUCAGUGUGUUUAUAUGUGUGUAUCUGUGUGUUAAUGAGAAUGUAUGUAUGAAUGUAUGUGGUAGUGUAUGUGCAAUCAAAUACCUACAUGCAAACACACAUCUGCAAUCAUACACAAACAUUACAUAAAAAUACACUCCUGCAUUCAAACUCCAAAAUUAUAUCCAAACACACCCCUUCAUUCAAACACCACUACUACAGGGAAAUGUACAUCCACAUUUAAAAGACAACACUACAUCCAAACACACCGUAACACUGAAAUAUUACACACAAGGAUACCAUUGCAUUUCAAUGACAAGAGUAUGUGCAAAUACACCCCUACAUGCAGACUAACACACGCUAUACAAAAACACCCUUAAAUUCUAACACACAAACACUGCUCACAAAUACAACCCCGCAAGGAUGGGCAAAUGGUAGAUCCCCAGCUGGCAAAGCAUUGUACAAUUGAUGGGGAUCUAUAUUUUGGCCACACUUGCGCUAGAGGGGGGCCCAAAACUAUUUCUUGCACCUGGGCCCACUCUACAUUAGUUCCUCCACUGACCUUCCCAGUGAGGUUGUCCGAACGAAAAUUGAACCUAGGUGUCCCAGUUUUAAGGUAGAGAUUUCACCACAACUCUAGCCAGGAUCUAAAAACUCACCUUGUUCCUGGCAUCAAUAUGUUCACGGAUAUUCCACAGUUGGUUCCCUGUUAGGAUCACCUCAAUGCUUAUGAUUCACUCCAAAAGAUUAGAGUUCUCUUUUGUCUACUUAAUAGCUGCCAACAUCAGGUUGAAGAUGGUUGUCACUGGCUACCCGGGAAGAAGGAUAAGCAAGACUGCCCAAACGAAGAACGCUACUCAAGCUUAUGUGUACAGGCUGAAACACCGAGGAAGUCAUGCCUAGUGUGGCUGCACUGUUUAAACUUUUUAUAAUAAAACUUGAUUUAAUUAUAUAAAGAAAGCUCAUAGGAACACUGACCCAUCUCAGGACUUAGAAAAUAUUACUUUUUUGCAAAAACAGGAUAUUCAAAGAUAUAAUCUUUCAAUGUAGGGUAAUAACUGCUUGAUCCAAGGAUAAAUCUGACUGCCAUUCUGGGGUCAAGAAGGAAUUUUUUUCCUAGUUUGUUGCAAAAUUGGAAGUGCUUUAAACUGGGGUUUUUUGCCUUCUUUUGGAUGAACAGCAAAAAACAAAUGUGAGGUAGGCUGAACUUGAUGGACGCAAGUCUCUUUUCAGCUAUGUAACUAUGUAACUAUGUAACUUAUAUCAUUUGUUUUUAUAUUCUCUUUAGCAUGACAACAUCUGACCAUAUACCAGUCAUUGUCUGUGGAUCAUAGCUGGGUACCACUAUGUAUUUUACUGGCAUACAGUGGGUGCAGAAAGAUACACACAUUGUUUAUUAUAUUGUGUUAACCUAUUAAUAUAUAUGUGUGUCAGUGUGUCAGUGUGUGUGUGUGUGUGUGUGUGUGUGUGUGUGUCUGUCUGUCUGUUUUUUUAGAUUAAUAUGUAUAAAUGUGUGAGUUCAUUUAUGUCAUAACCCUUUUCUAAAUAUUUGGUAAUAUUUUUAACAAUAAUGUUUGCUUUUCCAAAUCCACAUAAACAUGAAAUCAGAUUUUGUCAAAUAUUUUUUUAACAAACUCCAGAAAAAGUAUCUGAUUACUGUAAGUAUCUGUGGCGGUUAUUACAAAAAAAAAGGUUUGCAACGUUGCUACCAAAUAUUGCAUCCAUGAGCACUUCCUGCAAUGUUCCCACACAAAUCCGCUGUAACUGCUCAUUAAACCAACAGACUAUAUAAAGGGUUAACCUCUGUGUGAUCAAUAACCUUUUAUACCGUCUGAUGAUCCGAUACAGCUAACGCACAAUCAGGACAAGUUAUAUCCGUGAUUUAACACAUGGUAUACCAGAAAUUCUGUCUCACUAUCAUUUCAUGUUUGUCAGAUAUCUACUAACACACUAAAACCGUAACAGUAAAUUCUCUGGGAAUUACACCGAUUAAUAAAAUAUUGAUAAUCACCUAUAACUUGUUUUAACGUUUUUCAUGAGAUGCUCUGUGUUCUUUUAGACGUGUAUUAAAGAUUAAACUAUUUACAUCACAAUCCAGUUGAGUCUUGGCACAGCCAGGGCACACUUUGUGUUAUGGGAGGAGAAAUAGAAUAGAAUAGGAAUAGAAUAGAAUAGAUUGUUUCUCCUGCUAUGUGUAUGUUCGCCCUCUACUGGCUGCUAGGUGUAAGAGGCCGAUCUUAUGACAACAAUUAAAACUUGUAUAGUGCAUUUAUCCUUUACAAGUUAGUUUAUGCAAAUACACAAAAAUAAGUCCUGCGCUCAAACUCCCACUACUCCUGGGUGGCAGCAACGACCAUAGUAUACAUCAGCCCCAAUGCACACAACAAAAAUGUGAGUUGGGAGAAUUCAAAGAGAAUUAAUGUGAAUUAAAAAAUUCAGACAAAAAUAAUGAAUAUAUCUGCAAGUGGUCUAUUCAAUAAACAACAAACUGUGAAGAGUUGACAUUUCACUGAAUAUAGCCCCAACAGAGAAACUCCAACAUAGUCGCCUCUACCUACAUAUGGCAAGUCUUUACUUAGCUCCCUCACCUCCCCUUUCUUUACUGAAUAGAUACUCCCAAAAAGGUUUUUUAAAUAUAUAGCACACAGUUUUAAGGUGAUACUGAACAUUGCUUAAAACUGUCUUCUCCAUGUAAUAAUGCAAAUCUAAUCUUACAAGAUAUAUUCAGAAGCAAAUUAAUGCCAAGAAAUGGAAGCAUUCAGAAAAUAAUGGUUAAUUUAUGAUUUAAAUUCCUGCUCUGCAAUGCCAGAUCAGAUUAAUAAAAAGAAGGUGUGACUAUCAGUGGUUAAAAGAGGUAUGUCUGCAAUCAAACCGCUCCGUAUGAUGAAAUUCUCGUUGCUAAACACCAGAAAUUCCGUUCCUGGCAUACAGUCGUUGCUGCCUAUUUAAGGAUGAGGGGCUUGUUGUACUUUAGACGAUACUCUCCAUCUGUUCCAGAGAUACCAUAAAACACUUCGACUCCAGCAGCUACAGGGAGUAAGAUGAGGAAUUGCGCAUAUUCGUCAUUGAGCAUUCUCGUAUCGCUGGCCGCCAUUCUGUGUUAUGCUGAAGACACCUGUCCAGGUGAGCUAUGAAUGAUCCCUCACCCUAAUCAUUGAUUUUAUAUUAUUACUGAUUGGAGACGUUCACGUAGAGUUAAUUCAUUAAACAGUAAAGUAUUGUGAACAAAUUAUUUAGACACAUUUUUGGAAAACUUACUUUAAAAAUGUCAUAUUUACUACUUACAAUUAUGAUAUAAGUUUUAAAAAGUGAAAAAAAUAAAUAAAUAAAACCAAAGUUAAUGUGAACUCUCGUGUUCGGUGUGAAUAAAACUAUAGUUAUAAAAACAAUCGUCCUACAUAACAGCAUUUCCUCGCCUUGAAUGUCAGUCAGAGCAAAGUGAUUGAUUGGCUUGAAAACUAAUCAGGCAAGUCUCAUUUUUCAUGGGCCUCGUCCAAUAAUGUCUAUAAACCUACAUUUACAGUAUUUAUGUUUUAUUUACUGGGAAAAUCCAAUUGGUUGUCGGAUCUCUCGACAGACGAAUGCUUGCAUGCAUGGACAAAUGAAUGGGUAGAUGGAUGGGUAAGGUUAAAAUCAGCAAGCACGGGCAAUUAUUUCUAUAGAAUGAAGAUAUAAAAUAAGAGAUGAAACUAAGAUCUUCUAAUACCUUUUAUUGGACUAACAACAUUUUGAAAAGACAAGCUUUCAGGAGAUCCUCCCGUUGUCAUUUCUAAAACUGAGAGAGUGAGAAAUGCUUAAGAUUUGAAAAACAAAAGAUCUACCGAAACCCUGCCAAAAUUCCAAAAAUACCUUAAAAAAAGGUAUUACUAGAUACCAAUUUCAUCAGUUAUUUUACAUCUGCAUCACUGGACUAAUACGGCUAAAAUUUCAAAUCCAAAUCUUGAAUGAAGGAAAGUUAUAAAUAAAUGGAAUAUACAGCCCUUCUAUACAGCCAAACAAACAUUAUAAUGUAACGUAACGUUACGGUCACUGAUCUUUACAUUAUAAUGUUUCUUAUCAUGUAGUCAAUAAAUAACUAAUUGUAGUGACUCGAGAACCAGUUUGGAAGAUGUUGGAUAAAAUUAUCGUGUUUGUAUUUAUCUCCAGUUCACCAGGCACGUUUAUUUUUUAUUUUCAGUUUACUAAUUUGGACUAGAUUUUUAAGCCUAUUCUUAAGUUACCGCAAAUCCUUUUUAGGUUAAUAGAACUCAAUAUCUUUUGUAAAAUAUGAUUUUGACACCGGAAAGAAAAAAUGCACAAAUUAAUUAACGAGUGUAAGUUUGCAGACAAAACUAUUGAAACCUAUGAUGUCGGAAAGUGCCUUGGAAAUGUAAUUAUUAUUCAUGUUCUAAGUAAUAUUAUUAUCAUUUUUAUAGUGAAAUUUCCACAGAGUUUUACAAUUAUUCUAUGAGACGUAGACGAGUAGAUCUAUGACGUCAAGAAAGCCUUGCUCAAAAGAGCUGACAAUCUGAAUGUGAUUAAUAAGAACAGAAUGAUCCUUACAGUUGUUAUCUAUGAGGCUUAUUUACUAAACAGCAUAUUGUAAUAAUUUAAAAAUCAAAUCGCAAAUUUAAAGGAAAAACAGCUGAUUUAAAAAUAUUAUUUAACUGCACUAUAAUCACAGCUUGUCUAUUUUAAUCUAAAACAGUUUGUAAAUUACUACAAUUUGAUAUUCAGUGAAUUAACCCCUAACUGUUUAAAGAUAUAUAUAUAUAAUGAUGUAUUACUCUCUUGUCAGAUGUGAAGCUUAUUGGCGUUGGCGAGUCGGACAAGCUGGCCAUUUUGCGAGGAUGUCCAGGAAUUCCUGGAACACAAGGAAUACAGGGAGUGCAAGGACCAGCAGGACCUAAAGGUGAUAUCAGAUGUAUCGACCCAGAGGUUAAUUAUCAUAAUGAUGUCACAUUGCAUUUUCCAGUUAUAAUGUAUCCAGUCCAGGAAUCCUGAGAAUCCAAAAAGUCACAAUGUAAAAUGGUUUUGGAUAAAAAGUAUUCUACUAACCCCUAUGGUGACUUAUUUGUAGGAGAAAAUGGCUCGCCUGGAACUCCCGGGAAGAUAGGACCAACAGGCGUUAAAGGUAAAAUAACGCUAUAGUAAUAUAUGGGCAGAAUACUACAUUAGAAUACAGAAUAUGGGAUCACAUUUCAUUAUCAUUGUAAGGUACAUAUUGAAAUGUUAAUAAAUCACUAAAUUAAUACACUUUUUCUACUGUCAUGUCAACUGUAUACAGCUGUUUAUAUAUAUAUAUAGAGAGAGAGAGAGAGCGAGAGUGAGAGAGAGAGAGAGAGUGAGAGAGAGAGAGAGAGCGAGAGUGAGAGAGAGAAAAAGAGAGAGAGCAAUAGAAAUGUAAUCUGCAUUUCAAGAUGUUGGAAGAGUCCAAUUAUUCCUCAGUUACGGAAAUUUUAACUCAAAUUAAUCAUCAAGGAAUUAUAGAAAAAGCGGGUUUUAUUUUAACAACAGUAAUAUCCCGAAGUAUAAUAAAAUUUGGUGUAGAUGAUUUGAAUAUUAUAAAAAGGAAACUCUACCCAUAACGAACUAACUGGGCAUAGAUUGCUUGGAACUGUAUAGACACAUCUGGAACCUUAUAUCAACCUAAUCCAUUAGAUGACUGCUCUUUGAUACUUCUCCCCCCAUACCUCCCCAGUGCAUAACCCGAUCACCCCCUCACACUAAAUUGUAAGUAAAGUAGCACUAAUUUAGGAUGUGUUUUACAUGCAUGUGGAUUAUCUGUACAUUAUAUGGCAUUGCGAAGUUUAUAAUACCAAUAAUUAUAGUGAAUCUUCAAUAUUAUGAUAGAUCGAGGAAAUUUACUAUCUAUAAUUUAUCUCUAUUUCAAAAAUAAGUUUUUAAUAUUGGCCUCUGCACUGCCAUGACAAGUUUGUACAUAAAUAUAUUAUGUCUAUGUCAGAAACACUUAUAUUUCUGACUGUUAUGUCUUUUCACAUCAUUGUAUGUAUCUAAUUAUGUCAUGUCUUGUCAGAAAGUUAAUUUCUGAAAAUUUACAAGACUUUAUCAUUCAAUGACAAUGUUUCUGACUGUUAUGUCUUUUUUAUAUUGAAAUAUAAUAAAGAUGUUUUUAUAAAAAAAAAAAAGAAAUGUAAUGUGCUAAAUCUGAUACAAUCACCAUAGAAUUUCGAUUUUGAAUGUAGAACCUUAUCCCAGAAUUAAAGAGCAGAGUCAUCAUUAGGGGGUAAAGCUGGUACCCAGGUAAGGGCUUUGGCAAUACGCUGGGGGCCAUCUAUGCGGACUGGUUGGGUUCUAACACAGCGGGCCCCUUACCUCAUGCUUUCAUUUCACCCACAUGGGGCAUCGACUGCAACUGCUCCACCCCAACCACCGCAGAAGGAACCACGUGGGAGUGAAAGGAAUAGACUGCAGCACUGGUUCAGCCCAUUCCCCACUAGACACCAUGAAAGUCAUCGCCCUGCAGCAAUGGAUAGACAGGCAGGAAAAUGGGUAGAACCAAGAUGGAUCGUGUGUAAAAUAAAUCUCUGGCCAUGUGUUGAUGUGUGUACCUGUGUGAGCGGGUAUCAAGCAGUGUGUUCCUGUGUCUGAGUAUAUUACUGUACAUUGUGAGUGUGUCUGUGAGCCUCUCUCUGUGUUGGGGAAUGUUUGUGUAUGCGCUUAUGUGAGAGCUUGGAAAAGCCCUGUCACGAACGCACCCUACUCCAAGAGUGCGCGUGACAUAGUUGUGGUGGUGAAAGGGUUAAAGUUCACUAUUUGUCUGCACUAGACCGGAAAUAAUGACAAAAUCCCCCUUUUAAAACCACCCACACUUAAACAUAAUAAUAUAACUAUUACUAUUUUAACGCUGCCACCACCAAGACAAUUUAUAAAUGGGGUGCCUUGGUCCCCCAGGUAAAUCAAUAAAAAAAAACACCAAAUAUUACCGAGCCCAGUCAGUGGAUUUUAAGGGGCCCCAAAGCUUCUGAAGCUAGCCAUGGAUGUGUCAGUCACUGAAUGAGCUGUCAGUAAAUAUCCACAUCCCACAUUGAAAGGGGUGGAAAGGACUUACUGAGGGUCUUAUAAUUAUAUAGAUUUAAUUCUCUUCCACAGGUGAUAAAGGGGCCACAGGCGCACAAGGACAAAAAGGUAAUAAGUAGGUAAAUUCAGGAUAAACUCAGACUUGUGGAUGCAAAUAGUAGAUAAAAAAUUAUAAAGAACCAAGUAAAGAUCAAACAAUAUUGCUUCUAGAGUUGUGUAUGUGUGAAAAAUGUAUUUUAGUUCAUUCUAUUUCAAUUUUUUCAUUUUUAAGUUUCGGAACGUCUAAAUUUUGGAAAUUAGCGUUUAAGAACAAAUCUAAAUUCGGAAAAAUUUUGGAUCCAAAACAAUGCAAUUAUUAUUUUCCAAAGGAUACCAAAUUAGGGCUCUGUUAAGCCAAUCCUGGGUGGGUGAAGAGGUGCACAGUACCCAGGCGCACUGUUAGGCUCCGUCCGUCACGUUAGGCUCUCCUCUUGCACUCGGCUCUAGGCUCCUGGGACACAGUUAGCUCUGUUUAGGGGAGCACAAAGCACCAAAUCUCACACCAGAACACCUGGUAACAGGUUCCCCCCUACCUGGCCCAAGGUACGCCCUACUACUACAGCCCCUUAAUCCCUACUACAGCUGCAAACUCCUACUAAAGCCCCUCACUUCCUAUUACAGCCCUCACCCCCUACUAGAGCCCCUAACUCCCCUACUGCUCCCUACAGCACCUAACUACCCACUACAGCCUGUCUCUGCGACUACAUCCCCCUAAUCCCUUUUACAGCCCCUAAUCCCCUACUAAGGCACCUACGCUUUUUGUUUGCAAAUCUGGCACUGAAGAAAGUGGGUGACAUGUUACCUGGUGAAGUUGGGGGGCCCGAAGAGGUGGAGUGGUUGCCAUAGAAAAUAGGUGUGGUUAGAAGUAUUAUGUUUGUGAAGGGGCACCAAAAAUAUUCUUGCACCCAGGCAUCAGUGACAAUAGAAUCGGCCCUGUAUGGAGCUCACUAGUAAACACACCUGUCUAAAAAGAUCUCAAUUAAUCAAAUGUCUUUUUUCUUUCAACUACUUAGAAGAUAACUCCCUAAUUUGCUAUUCUUACAGAUUACAGACUUCAUCUACUAAAAUAAGGAAACAGUAAAAUUAAAAAAAAAGGGGGGGUUUUGUGCUAACUUUGCCCUUUAAGCUGUUUAGUAGAUAGCUCCCUAAUUUGGUGUCCUAUCAUUACGUGUGAUUGCCAUAGUUAAGGGUACCAAAUAAGGAACGUAUCUACUAAGCAACUGCUGGAGAAAAUUGAAGAAAUAGGUAUUUUCUUAUUUUGUUCUCUAGGGUGUAAUUUAAAAACAAAAUGUAAAAAUUUUUUUAAAACCUUCUGUUUUUUGUAAAGAAUUUGGAAAUUCGGACACUUGCGAAAUGCUGAAUUCGGAUGAAAUUUGAUUCGGAAUGAAACAAAUUGCACGUGUCUAAUUGUAAAAGAAGAAAGCUUAGCGUCUGUUUCUUUAAUUUAAAUACAUGUUUAAUUGAAGAGGAACUGAAACAAUUAUUGGGGAAUCUAGGGGAAUCCAAUAAACGUUUUAGUUUUAACACAAAACAUUUACAAUGUGUAACGUAAUUUUAUCAACGCUGCAUUUAUUAACUCCCAAUGCUAUUACAGAGCUGUUUCUAGUGAUACAAUAUAUAAUGUCUCUAUUUAAACAUAAUAAAUAAAUCCUUGAUUUACAGAGUAACUUUCCAGAAUGAAAAUAUUACAUGUUUUACAAUAUUUUAUAAAAUGCUUUAUUUAUAUGUUUCUAAAUAUUUCUUUGUUCAGGUGACAAAGGAGAUCCCGGGGUACCUGCCCCUGGAAGUAAGUAUCACAUCUUGUAAAUACAUAGAAAUCCAUUUUAUUAUACAGUAAAACUGACAUGAAAUGGCCUCUUUAGGUCUAAAGUAAUUAUUUGUUCCAUUAAUUAUAAUCAGAGGUAGUUUAUAUUUUAUACAUUUAUGAUUUAACACAUGUAAGAUUCAGUUGCCGCCUAUUAAAAAGUAAUUUCUGUUAAAGUCUGUCAUUCUGAGUUUUUUAAUAAGCAGCAAUAUUUAAUCUCCCUUUUUGAUUGGCUGCAUUAAAUUGAAUCAGGAAGUCAAACAGCUAACCGUCCAAUCAGCAUGAUCCUCUCUCUUUCUCUCUCCUCCAGCUGCCCAGAACUGUAAGGAGCUCUUGGACUAUGGAGCUUCUCUGAGCGGUUGGUACACAGUAUACACAAGCAAUGGGCUUCCUCUCACUGUGUACUGUGACAUGGAGACUGACGGAGGAGGAUGGCUAGUAAGUAUGGCCACUAAGGUUUACUUUCCUAGCAGACUACAGCUAAGGCAGACAUUAGACAGGUUGGUAAAACAGGCAAUAGGAGGGAGUGUUUCCUGGGAUGCUCUUAAAUAGAAAAAAUAUGUUCUACCAGCAAGAUUAUUUUAACUUGCAUUUCCACUUAGGUCCACAAGGGGUCUCUGCACUAUUGUGCUAUGUAACGUUGCCACCAUAACUCUGGAUUCAUUACUUUUUUUAAUUUAUAAGAAACAGGGCUGAACUCACCAGAGUUUAUCCUUUAAGAGGAAAUGUAAUAAGGAACAUACAAGAUUAGGAUUGUUUUCAUAAAUGGUCGCAUAUACAUGGGACAGCCCUCCAGCAGAGCAGGGAAGAGAUAAUAUAUAAGAAUAUGGAAGGAGCAGGUUAGAUUGGCUAAUUGGCCAUAUUUGCCAUAUAACCUGCUCCCUGCGACCAAUGAUAAACUUAAUUCCCCGAUCACGGACCAUCUAUGAGAACAAGGUCACUCAAAUAGAGAGCAGAACAUUUACCAUCGCUUGGAACCUAUUCGGCUAACUGCUAACCCCUCACAUGUAAUUAGGUUUUCCAGAGAAGGAUGGAUGGGUCGGUGGAUUUUUUCCGAGACUGGAAUUCCUACAAGCGAGGGUUUGGCCAUCAGACUAGCGAGUUCUGGUUGGGAAACGAUCAUAUUCACCAACUUACGUCCACAGGUAAUAUUCAUGUUUCCUACUGCAAGACACCACUGUGGUUCUGUGCACAGUCCCCACUUGUUCACUACCAAGUACUUUUUUUUUCCUUACAAAAAACAUACGAUAACAUUUAUCAGAAACCUGAGAUGAAUUGUGUGUGUGUGUGUGUGUGUGUGUGUUCCUUUAAAUAUGAUUUAAUGAAUUAGCAUUUGUUUUACUUUUUAAAUUAACCCAUGUAUAAAUGGGAACUCAGAGGGAAUAGGAUAUUGAUAUCCCAAAAAUAUAAUUAGGGAGUUGUUACAAUUUAAAAUAGCAGCUCAUUUGCAGAAUUGUUCCAACGUGUUUUUUUUAAACCUAAAUAUUUAAAAUCAGUCUUUGAUACCCAGCUUCACUGCUAAGAAAAUAUCCAUAAAUCUAAUUUCAGACUUUGUGUCACUUACCUUCCUUUAAAUUAAAACAGAAUAUAACUCCUCCUGGCAGACACCCAAACAGAUACAUAAACAAACCUCGACCGUGUCCGUCAGUAUGUGAUUGUACUCAGUGCGUUAUUCCAUGUUUACCUUCUAUGGAUUCUGGGCUUCUGCCCAGCGCUGCACGUAAUAAAUAAUAAUUCACUUUUCUGAUAGGAACAUACGACCUCCGCUUCGAUUUCAUGGACUUUGAAAACAGCAGAACUUACGCCACAUACAGCAACUUCAAAAUCGCAGGGGAGAAUCUGAAUUACACUCUGAGUUUGGGGUCAUUCAUUGGAGGGACUGCAGGUAUGACAGGUGCAGGCUGACUGUGUAUUGUGACCCUCCGUUGUCCAAAUAUUUUAAGGGACACUGUCGCAAUAAGGGGAUUUUGCCAAGUUGGCAAAGUCCCCCGAUGGUGCCAUCUCCGCUGGGGGUUCAGUGGCUCUGGAGGCAGGUAAGUGUGAGCUUACGCACCUGAAACUAUCUCUUGCGGGUGCUGCCAUCUUUCUUAUACUGCUCUUCUUCAUUUCCUGGCUCUGUAGUAUCAGGUGCCGACGUCACUCCUCUCACAGCAUUGCAACUAAGGAGGAUCCUGCAAGACCUCGGGAUCCUCCAUUGACACAGUCAAUUCCCUGCAGCCAUCACUGGAGACGGCUGUCGGUAUUGACUUUUAGACUCUGCGUUGAGUCUAAAAAAAAAAAGUCAGAUGUAGGAAAUACAGAGACGAAGUAGUCCUUAUUUUGUCUCUGUAUAUCUCUUGACUGGAUUGGAAUUUCAGUGAAAUUCUAAAACAAUCAAAAUGAGUUUUUCAUAAAGAUUAUAUCUUUAUGAAAUACAAUUUUUUUGUCAUAGGCGGUGACAGUGCCACUUUAAAUGGUCUAUUGGAUAUUAUUCCUGUAGUUCCCAAAAUAUCCUCUGGGUAUCAGAAAACAUAUUAUACGUUUCUUUUCUACUCUUGCUAUGUCUCUGAUUUCAUUGGGGAGUAAUGCACUAAAUAAUGAGUUAUACAGAAUUGAUAAUGGAUUUGCAAUUUCUUUCACAAAAGUGUGAAAUUGAAAGAUUUUUAAGAAUUUUGUAGCUCAAGUAUACGUUCACCUUGAUUGUUAUAAAUUACCAGAUUUAUCCAAUAAACCCCCCAUGUCUAAUCCUCAAAAUAUUAUUAGUUUCUCUCAUAGAAUAAGAAACUGGCAUCUUUAUACCAGAUAUUUAUAUAUAUAUAUAUAUAUAUCUCAAAUACAGAUUAUAAAUAAAGAUAUAAUUAAUAGUCACAUGUAAUUGUCCAGUUACCUCAUGGCCAGGUAAAUAUAAUCAGAUAACUGAGCACUAAAACUGAUAGAUGAUGAAUAUCCUCGGUCUAACGAGUUUCCCAGAGAGUAAAGAGCUGUAUUACUUGUUUCUUGGCCUGUGAAAACAUUUAGAAAUAGAGCAAAACUGAUAUAUAAAAGUGUAUUGUGUGUCUCCAAUAAACAUUUUUGAUCUUUGUAAAAAAAAAAAAAAAAAAGUGUAUUGUGUAGAAAUCGCAUUAAUAAUAAUUAGACAAUAGAAGCUCAAAACACUCGCGUGGGGUUAACCUUACGCCCCUCGCCAGGACAAUCAACAGUAUGUGUAUAAGUGAAAACCCCUAUAAAUAGUGAAGCGAUGACAACGGGGUGUAUCUUAACAAAAUUUAUGUAUGUUUAAUUAGACAAAAUAUAGUGCAGAUGGUUUAGUAUCUACAAAAUAACUAGAACAUUUAGAAAUAUUUACACAAAGUAAUAUAGAAUCCACAAUAUUUACAUUUGAUAUAGAGGAUCUCUGUUUAUGUUAAGCGUUUAUACACAUAUCACUGGAUAGUUUGUGUAUUUAAGGGACUGCACUAGUUUUUUACACAUCGUCUUCUCUUCCAUUUACAGGUGACUCAUUGAAUAUUCAUAAAAACACACCAUUUUCUACCAAAGAUAGAGAUAAUGACCGUCAUAAAACGAUUAGCUGUGCCAAUAGUUACAGUGGUGCCUGGUGGUAUACUGACUGUCAUCAUUCAAACCUGAACGGACUGUAUCUGCGGGGAACUCACAAAAGUGCUGCCAACGGGGUAAACUGGAAGACCGGCCGUGGUCACAAUUACUCAUAUAAGAUAUCAGAAAUGAAGAUCCGACCUCAGUCUAACUAA
Molecule: messenger RNA, 21249 nt
Organism: Pelobates cultripes (western spadefoot toad)
Lineage: Eukaryota; Metazoa; Chordata; Amphibia; Anura; Pelobatidae
Source: the annotation of a GenBank genome assembly